Molecule: messenger RNA, 1845 nt
Organism: Colletotrichum spaethianum
Lineage: Eukaryota; Fungi; Ascomycota; Sordariomycetes; Glomerellales; Glomerellaceae
Exons: 6
Coding region: 1-1845 (614 amino acids)
Source: RefSeq, a predicted model, not a curated record
AUGAACUCAAUAAGAAAGCAGCUUACCACCGCCUUGGCCCUAGGCCUCGUGCCGCUAGUCCUUGCCCACGACGCUCACGAGGACGGCGCCGCUGGAAUGAACAUGGACAUGGAUAUGUCCCACGGCGCAGAAGGGCCCAAGCCCGAUGCCGACAGCUACCCACCCACGUACUUUGCGCUCGCCGACCAUGCGGGAAUGAUGUAUGCGCACAUUGGCGCCAUGGUGCUCGCCUGGGUCUUUGUGCUGCCAGUCGAUGCCGAGAUUGCUGCGCCGACUUACACGCGACUCGCAGCUGUCAUGCUCUCAAUCGCACGCUCGCGAUAUACGCUCGCCCUCCAGUUUGUUUUUCUCGCUGUGAAUGCGCUCGGCGUGCUCCUAGGAACCAUUUACAACGCCAGCACUCCCGACCUCUACCCAAACAAUGCGCACCACAAGCUGGGCUGGUUGGUGACCUGGAUUGUGUCGGUCCAGGUCUUGAUCGGCCUGCUGGGAAGAGUUGCCAGCGCACUGAAGGAAGAGAAGCGCGAGGCGUACGACAAGAACGAGUACCAGUCCUUCAUUCCCGUAUCGACCGCCGCCAUGGCCGAACACCACCGCAUCAACGGACCUCGGUUCGCCAGCGAGUGCCGCUUCUCCAACGACAGCGGCCAGGGCACCGAGCCUGGUACCGAAUCGCUUCGGAGCCACUCCCGCUCUUCGUCGUCCAACGAAGUGUCCCCGCGCAUCUCGGACGAUCAUCAAAAGGAGUACGUCGAGGACGACGACGAUCUCGAGGACGGUCUCUCCAUGCCUAUGACCAUGCCGAGCAGCGGCAACGAAAAGAAGGCGACUUCCAUCCUUGCCAAGGUCGCGGGCAAGAUUUCGUCACGUGUGUGGAAGGGUCUAUUGUUUGUCUACAACUUUGUCGAUAGGAUCAUUCUGCCCAUGGGCUCCGUUGCACUGUGUCUUGGCAUUGUGACGUACGGACGGUUCUUUGAGGGCAACGGCAUAUUUAGCGGCCUGGCGCAUUGGGUCAAGGGCGGCAUCUUCUUCUGGCUUGGCUUGUUGACUUUGGGCCGAUGGACAGGCAGCUUCGGCGAGAUAGGAUGGGCGUGGAACGUUCGGCCGAAGCGCACCGACGGCAAGUGGCGGCCCUCGGCCGAGUUCGUCGAGAGCGCUCUCAUCUUCGUCUACGGCUCAACCAACAUCUUUCUCGAGCACCUCGGAAACUGGGGAGGAGAAUACAGCGCGCAGGAUCUGGAGCACAUCUCCAUCACCGUGCUCUUUAUUGGCGGUGGAUUGGUCGGCAUGCUCAUUGAGUCGAGCCGUAUUCGGGAUCUCCUAAACACAUCCGUCAUCGACGCCGCUGCGAUGACGCCCGAGCGACCCUCUGACGACGAGGAACGAGAGACGCUCCAGCCGCCGAAGCAGUACGAAUUCUCCAUUAACCCCAUCCCGGCGCUGGUCAUUCUCCUUUUGGGAAUCAUGAUGAGCUCGCACACGCAGCACUCGAUGAUCUCGAGCAUGGUUCACAAGCAAUGGGGCAACCUCUUGACCGGCGCUUCGUUCGCGCGCGGCUUCACCUAUGUCAUUAUGUACCUGAAGCCGCCCAAGUCGGUCCUGCCCUCCCGACCUCCCACCGAGCUCCUCGCCGCUUUCGCGCUGAUCUCUGGAGGUAUCAUCUUCAUGGCCAGUGCCAGCGACACCAUCGAGGGCAUGGAGCACUACAGCCUGGAUGCCAUGUUCAUGUACACAGUGACCAUGGGCCUAGUGGGACUCCUGAUGGCCUGGGAGAUUACUGUUCUAGCAAUCAAGGGCUGGGCGGUGCGCAAGGAGGCCGGACGGCUGUCGUACCAGCGUAGCUGA